This is a messenger RNA of Aspergillus saccharolyticus JOP 1030-1, 1213 nucleotides long. RefSeq names its product F-box protein. Gene Ontology annotation, molecular function: protein binding. Lineage: Eukaryota; Fungi; Ascomycota; Eurotiomycetes; Eurotiales; Aspergillaceae. Bases 1 to 1179 code for a protein of 392 amino acids. The transcript has 3 exons. The record is from RefSeq and is a predicted model, not a curated record.
AUGCCCCUUCUCAAACUACCACCAGAAGUUCUCCAACUCAUCAUAACCCAACUUCCCUCACAAGCCUCCCUCGCGACCCUAGCGCGAGUAUGCCGACACCUCGAAUCGCUCGUCGACCCGAUCCUCUACCGCACCAUCUACCUGCGCAACCACGAUGAUACGUGCCUAAUUCGUGCACUCGAGUCUCGCCCGGAACGGGCGCAGCACCCCCGCGAGCUACAGAUCCACUACCACUACGUCGACGUGCCUAACCAGACAGAGUACUACCCGCUGCUGGUGGAGAGUCUUCUGCCGACCCUCAGCCGGCUGGUCAACCUCAAACGGCUGACCGUCAAGGGGCUGCUGUACGAUUCUUGCCGCAUGAUCAUGGACGAUGUACCGUACGACCCCGAGCGGCGAACAGAGCUCUGGAGCUUCGACUCCCGGAGCUCCGUCGUAGUGCAUCCCCACCUGAAGGAGCUCAGCCUGGUCGGGGCGGUGGUCGACGGUCUGGGUCCUGACCUAGAGUACGAGCCGCGCUCGACCCCGCUGGAAAGUCUCACGCUGCUCUGCUGCGAUGUCUCCGCGGCUGGGAUGGGCCAGCUGUUGAGCGUCCCCAAAGCCCUGAAGCAUCUCACCUGGAAGGGUGUUCCAGCGGUAAAUCCCCCGGACUUUUGGCCGGCUGACCGGAUGAGCUACAUCCAGAUGAUCCGCACCCAGGCUGAUUCGCUGGUCAGUCUGGAUCUGGAUCUCUGGGCGCCCAUUCAUCAGCAUCCACCAUUGGAUCUGCGCGCCUUGCGCUGUCUGCGGCAGCUUACGGUUGAUCCAAACGUAUUCCGCCGCGCGGACGUGAGCGCGCAAGAGUGUGUGCUUCCCGGGAGCUUACAGAAACUGGUGCUGAGGGCGUACCGGGAGUAUAGCUUGCCAGAUCUGGGGCCGUUGGCUCUGGUGUAUGGCUGGGUGUCGUCGGGAGCGCUGCCGAGUCUGGGGUGUGUCACGGUCCAGUCGGCCCGGUUCCAAGCAGAAAAGAUCCUCGGUGCUGUGUUUAGGGAUGGCGGAUCAUUUGAGGAUGCGUUUCGAUCGAUUGGGGUGCAGCUGGAGUAUGAGCGGGUCCGGCCCAGUGUGGAGGAAGAGCAUUUCGCUUUCGACUGCCCAUGUUGCGCGUGGGCGUUGCGAUGGAACAAUGGGUUGGACUGGUGAGUUGAUGAGUCUAUGCGAUGCAGAUAUAGCCAUA